Molecule: messenger RNA, 1487 nt
Organism: Misgurnus anguillicaudatus (oriental weatherfish)
Lineage: Eukaryota; Metazoa; Chordata; Actinopteri; Cypriniformes; Cobitidae
Source: RefSeq, a predicted model, not a curated record
GAACAUAUCUUACACCUUUCCAUGGAUGCCCUGAAAGAUUUAAGGGAAGAUAUAUCACUUAGAGCUGGCCUCUAUCGCCAUCUCCUGUGUGAAACAUAAAAUUACCUGAGGAGUUGUUAGUUGUGUUGAUUUUAAAAUGUGUUAACAACAGGAAAUAUGUGCGUUGCAAGCUUGCAAUGAAACUAUAAGCAGGGGAAGUUGGGGUUUGUAAUUUAGUUCAGCUGUUGCAUCUUUUUGGUGAUCACCAGGCUGAGCCAGUCUUGUAUUAAUUGUUGUCUGAUACAAUUCUUUAAUAAAACGAAUUAUUUUUCUACUGUAUCUAUUAUUCCAUCUGGAUAAUCCACGACAAAUCAAGUGGUGAGACUAAAAUGUCUUUCUCAUCGUUUAGGGUCCCGAAGUGUGCAGUGUCCUUAAUGUGCAGAAACGUUUCGACGGGUCACAUAUGGUGGCAAAGUAAAAAGAUAUCUAACAUGGUGGAAGUUCAUAAGAAGCUAAGGAAGGUAGUUGGAGCAUCCACCAAUUGGCAAGACCAUCAGCAGGCACUGGCUGAGCGUACAUCACUAAGCCAAUAUCUUGCUCAAAGUCAGGAUGAACUGCCUCCAAGAGGAAUGAAAGAUAGUGAAAUUGAGGUUGAUCUUCUUCUGGGUAGCCAGCCUGCCUUGAGAGAGAAAUACCUUAACGCUCAUAACAGUGUCAGGUUCGGUCGGAUUUUGGAGGACCUGGACUCUUUAGCAGUGCUCAUCUGUUACUUUCACACAUGGAAUAAAGAGCUGAAAAAAUCCCCACUGUCUAUUGUCACCGCCCUAGUGGACAAGAUUGACAUGAGAAAACACAUCAUCUACCCAGACCGUAAUAUCAAAUUUAAAGGUCAUGUGACGUGGGUUGGGAAAACAUCAAUAGAGACUAAAAUGCAGAUGUGUCAGUACUAUGAUGGGGUGUACACUGAUGUAUUAGAUGCCACAUAUGUUAUGGUGGCCAGAGAUCCCGAAAACAAAAGGGCAGCUUUUGUUAACCCACUGAAACCAGAGGGGCAAGAGGAAGAGGAAAUUUUUCGACUAGGAGAGAUUAACAAGAAAAGACGGGUGGAGCUGAGGACUGCAUCUCUUCUUAAAGUAGCCCCUACAGCUGAGGAGAGAACCCUCAUUCAUGACCUGUUUCUUCAAACUCUAGACCCCAGACGUGUGAAUUUUAAAAGUCGCAUUCUACCACCUAAUUCGAUGUGGAUGGAAGAUGCCAAAAUGAAAGGAUUGGAGAUUUGCCACCCAGAGCAAAGGAAUAUCUUCAACCGGAUAUUUGGUGGUUUUCUGAUGAGAAAGGCAUAUGAACUUGGUCGAUCUACUUUAGCUCAGUGGUUCCCAAACUUUUUCAAGUCUAUGCUUUACCUGGAUGGGAAGAGACGCUUUAAAGGGAUAAUGGAGAACCAGAGUGCUGAUAGGGGGACGAGAUUUCUGACCUCAUCAAACCUCGGCAACACUAACACUUGUUGA